Molecule: messenger RNA, 804 nt
Organism: Penicillium olsonii
Lineage: Eukaryota; Fungi; Ascomycota; Eurotiomycetes; Eurotiales; Aspergillaceae
Source: the annotation of a GenBank genome assembly
AUGGAUUUCCUCUCGUGUGCCGCUCACCGCGACCAAUUGGCAGGUAAAUUUGGAAUAUGGGGAAUUAUCGCGUUUUCAAAGACUCACGCACUCUCACAGAUCGAGCUCGAGUUCGAGAUCCACGGCGCCGGGAACUUGCAUGGCGAUGGCUUUGCGCUCUGGCUCACCAAGGAACGCGCGACCCAAGGCCCCGUCUUUGGAUCGACAGAUAGAUUCGAGGGUCUCGGUAUCUUCUUCGACACCUAUAAAAACAACCGUCCUGGCGUGUCGUUCCCUUACGUCAUGGCCAUGAUGGGUGACGGCCAGACCACAUAUGACCAGGCGCACGAUGGCAAGGCCAACGAGUUGGCUGGUUGCUCUGCUCGUGGUCUCCGUAGCGCCCCAAUUCCUACCAAAGCCCGUCUUACUUACUUCCAGGAUAAGUCUUUGUCUCUAGAGCUUCAGUACAAGACCGAAGACACAUGGACCGAAUGUUUCACCCUCAACGCUGAUGAAUCCAACAUUGCCAUUCCCUCAGUGGCCUACCUCGGUCUCUCUGCCGAGACCGGUGAGCUGAGUGACAACCACGACAUUAUCUCCCUCAAGGCCGAGAACCUCUACUCCCUGAACCGCAACAGCAACGGCGGAAAAGGCUCCUCUGACGGCCGGUCCAAGGGCCGUCCUGUCUCCCCCAAGGCUCCCAAGGAAGAAGGUAGCAGCUGGACUUGGACUUUCUUCAAGGUCAUCAUGUUCUUCGGCGCCAUUGUCGGUGCAUACUUUGGGUACACCAUCUACCGGACCAAAGCCCGGUCCUCGCGUUUCUAA